AGUAGACUAAGAGAAAGAGAUAAAAAAAUACAAAGUUUUGCUUCAUUUCCAGAAAUGAUUUUUGGGUGGAGAAGAAAUAGAAACAAUGGUGGCAAGAAGAAGAAGAAGCAAGAGGCUGGCAAGUCGAAUAAUUUGGAGGAGUUGGUCAUCCCAAAUGAUUUUAUUUGUCCGAUAUCUCUUCAACUUAUGAAAGAUCCUGUAACUUUAUCUUCCGGGAUAACUUAUGAUCGAGAAAACAUAGAGGCAUGGCUUGAGGCUGGCAAUUUUACUUGCCCAGUAACCAAUCAAAUCUUGAGGAGUUUCGAUCAAAUUCCUAAUCAUUCUCUUAGGAAAAUGAUUCAAAAUUGGUGUGUGGACAAUCAAAACUACGGUAUCCAACGCAUCCCAACUCCUAGAGUUCCUGUUUCUCCAAUUCAAAUCUCUGAUGUUCUUUCAAGUCUUGAAGCCGCAACAAAGCGCUUGGAUCAAUUCGAAUGUCUUGAUUUGAUUCAAAAGAUCAACAGUUGGGCCAAUGAGAGUCACCGAAACAAGAGUUGCAUUGUAGCCAAUGGAGCAAGUGCUUCAUUGGCUGCAACUUUUGAUGCAUUUGCAACUCACAAUUCCUUUGAAACAAAUGCUAAAGUUUUUGAGGAAAUAUUAUCUACAAUGAAUUCAUUAACGUUUCCACUUGAUAUGGAAACACAAUUUUAUUUAGGUUCAAACAAUUCUCUACGUUGCAUGUUUUGGCUAUUAGAAAGCAGAGACCGAAUUUCCUCCAAGCAUAACUCCAUUAGUGCACUUAAAAAGAUUCUUUCUUCAGAUCAACAGUAUGCAGAAGCUCUAGCAUCCAUUGAAGGAGUAAAUAUUGAGGUGUUGUGUAGGUUCAUUAAAGAGCCGAUUUCUCCUACAAUGACCAAAGCGUCUCUCAUGGUUAUUUUCUAUCUACUUUCAACCCAUUCAUCAUCAAGCGACAAGAUCAAAUCUGCAUUGGUGGAGAUGGGUUUGGUCUCUUUACUGAUAGAAAUCAUCAUAGACUCGGAGAGGAGCACGUGCGAGAAAGCUUUAGGGGUUUUUGAUAAACUUUGUGAUUGGAAACAGGGAAGAGAAGAGGCUUACGGUAAUGCCCUGACAUGGCCAGUACUAGUGAAGAAAAUCUUGAGAGUUUCGCAACUGGCCACGGAGUAUUCUGUUUCAUCCAUUUGGAAGCUCCAUAAAUGUGGAAGACAAGAGAGAGUUCUGGUUGAGUGUCUUCAAGUUGGUGCUUUUCAAAAGCUAGUCUUGCUUUUGCAGGUUGGCUGUAGUGAUGACACAAAAGAGAAAGCAACUGAGCUUUUGAAAGUCAUGAAUCCUUACAGGGAUGGAUCGGAAUGCAUCGACUCUCUAGAUUUCAAGAAUUUAAAACGAUCAUUUUGA
Messenger RNA from Jatropha curcas, 1392 nucleotides. RefSeq names its product U-box domain-containing protein 21. NCBI's taxonomy places the organism in Eukaryota, Viridiplantae, Streptophyta, Magnoliopsida, Malpighiales, Euphorbiaceae. Gene Ontology annotation, molecular function: ubiquitin protein ligase activity. Gene Ontology annotation, biological process: protein ubiquitination. The record is from RefSeq and is a predicted model, not a curated record.